Molecule: messenger RNA, 783 nt
Organism: Medioppia subpectinata
Lineage: Eukaryota; Metazoa; Arthropoda; Arachnida; Sarcoptiformes; Oppiidae
Source: the annotation of a GenBank genome assembly
AUGAGUGCGAGCGACACCUACGUCCUGGUAGAGGCUCGGCUGCUGACCAGUUCGGGACUAGCGUUGACUCCGAUCGAUAGAUACGAUGUGUCGAUGAGUGCGAGCGACACCUACGUCCUGGUCGAGGCUGGGCUGCGGACCAGUUCGGGACUAGCGUUGACUCCAAUCGACGAUUGCUUUGGAAGCGGAGGGCGAGUCUUGAGCGGCGAGUGGCCAACGGUUGCAGCGGUUGAUGUCCGACUACAGCGUGCUCUCGAUAUGAAUUACGAUACGAAUCGAUCCGCGAUGGCAUCGAUUGUAGUGUUGAUCCAAUCCUUGAAGGCAUCGGUCGAUAACGAAGAGACGAUUGAGAGCGACGAGCAGUUCAGUAGCGCUCGAGAGACAAAGAGUUUGUUGAGACAAAGGGUCGGUGAUAUGUUUGAGGUAAACACGGGUACAGUGACAGCGGGCCGGUGCGCGGGUGACGUGUUUUUUUCGGCCAACGCUUAUGUGGCCGACGAUCAGUACGGGUGCGCCGGAGACAAAGGCGCCGCCACUUUAACCAUGCGCUACAUCGACGCCCGACUGACCGGACCCAAGUGUGGCGGCCAUUGCAGUCUAGAAACCGCAUACAAAGGGGAAACAGGCAUAACGUACCGGAGCUGCACUCCCAAUAGCGACACUUACCGUAUUGUCUCGUAUGGUGUGGCCCACCUGUCCGAUGACUUGCGCGCGCCGCCGGCGACACAACACAACACAAUACAAUACAAACUUAUAAGCAAACUAUUUAUUGUCAAUCACUAG